This is a messenger RNA of Diaporthe amygdali, 522 nucleotides long. RefSeq lists its product as uncharacterized. Bases 1 to 522 code for a protein of 173 amino acids. The transcript has 2 exons. The record is from RefSeq and is a predicted model, not a curated record. Lineage: Eukaryota; Fungi; Ascomycota; Sordariomycetes; Diaporthales; Diaporthaceae.
AUGCCUUUCUUCUCUCGCCGCGAACCCGAAGAGGAGGUCCCACCACCAGAGCCUUACCAUGAGGAGGAGCCACGAAAGCGCGGCCUCCUAGGCUCCCUUCGACGGGACCAUUCCCCAACACCAACUACCUCAACUCAGGCAACCGACUCGACCCGCCGCACAUCUAGCACCUACCGCACGAGCGCUACCCAUAACGAUGGUGGCAGCAGCAUUUUCAGCCGAUCAACCGAUCGGGGAUCAACGAGGGGUGGCGGACUCCUGCGAAAGUUCGGGGGCGGGGAUGAGGAGCUCGACCCGUCCAUCAUACAGGCGCGCGAAAGAGUGAUGAGUGCCGAGACUGCUGAGAAGGAGGCCGACCGCGCGCUGGAGCUGGCCCGACGGGAGGUGAAAGACGCUCGGGAGGAGGUCAAGAGGCUGGAAUAUGAGGCCAAGGAAGAGGCGAGGCGGGCAAAGAUCAAGGCCUACCAUGCCAGGGAGGUUUCUAAGCGAGGGAAGGCUCUUGGACGCCACGACCUUCGAUGA